AUGCUCUGCCUAGCCUCAUUCUUGUGGAAUUGGAUGUCCGGCUUGAUCUACGUUACUAUCUUGCUCUUCCUGCACUCUUCCCUCUACAUCUGCUGCUCUAAAGACCGCGUAGGUACCGUAGCUGCUAAUUGAGAUUUCCUUUUAACACUAGAAUAGAUGCCAAAAGCAAGGAAAGACUGGUCAAUUGGAUAGAGUGGGUCCUCACGGGGAUAUUGCGUGCAACAAGGGUUCUUGGAGAUACGAAACUUCUCUAGCAGAAGAUGAAAUCAACAAGGAGAAGAGAACAGAUGAUACCAGAACCGCAUUGGCAAUUGCAUCCCAGUCGAGUUUGGAUGACAAGGUGGAGGAAUUCGAGGAAUGCGAAACUCAGCGAACUGAAAGCACAGCUAAAGGUAAGUUUAAAUAAAAAAAAUUACGAUGGUUUAGAUGUGGAUGAGGAAGUUAUUGCUCUCGAAUUUGAUCAGAAACAAAAGCAAGCGGUCAUUGAGGUAGGAUGACAGUCAGACUGACAUCAUUUUCCCAUUAUUUUUAGUCACUCCACCGUUUUCUUGACAUCAGCAAAAACAGCAAAGGUCCUUUACAAGUCCGAUGCAACACCAAUGCACAGAAUAUCAUCCUCCAUGUUCGGAAAGUUAAACGUUGA
Messenger RNA from Bursaphelenchus xylophilus (pine wood nematode), 643 nucleotides. The record is from the annotation of a GenBank genome assembly. NCBI's taxonomy places the organism in Eukaryota, Metazoa, Nematoda, Chromadorea, Rhabditida, Aphelenchoididae.